This is a messenger RNA of Didymodactylos carnosus, 276 nucleotides long. The record is from the annotation of a GenBank genome assembly. NCBI's taxonomy places the organism in Eukaryota, Metazoa, Rotifera, Eurotatoria, Philodinida, Philodinidae.
AUGAAAUCGUUCAAUAAUCAACAUUUAGCAAAAUAUUGGUUUUUAUAUGGUGUGUUAAUCUUGAUUAUAUUAGCACUGAUAUAUCCGGAAUUAGGUUCAAAUGAAGGGCCUUUAAAACCAGAUAUAACUGUGAAAUAUGGUGGUAUUAUAAUUAUAUUUCUAAUUAAUGGAUGUUCUAUUCGAAGUGGAGCUAUUGCUAUUUUUAAUUCAGCUGUUGGUAGUUUAUUGGGUACGAUUAUCACACCAGUUCUUCUCUAUAUGAUGGUUGGAUAUUAA